This is a messenger RNA of Plenodomus lingam JN3, 1371 nucleotides long. RefSeq lists its product as uncharacterized. Gene Ontology annotation, molecular function: intramolecular lyase activity. The record is from RefSeq and is a predicted model, not a curated record. NCBI's taxonomy places the organism in Eukaryota, Fungi, Ascomycota, Dothideomycetes, Pleosporales, Leptosphaeriaceae.
AUGAGCUCCGUCCGACUAGCCGCACGACGGCCAAUCUUCCGCUGCCUCAACACACCGUCUGCGCCCUGCCGUUCCAGUCCGCCAGUGCGACAAGCCAGUCGAUAUGCCAAAGAAGACAUUGAAGCCGUAUUGAGGAACAUUCGGCCAAAAGGCCCCCGCAGAGACGAUGACAUGGUCUCGGUGCACCGCGCUGAACAGAUUCGUCGUGCCAAAGCAAUACGCAAACGGAAUUGGCUUGCGCUCGGUGCUGCCCUGUCAAUGAUUGCACCCAUCUUCCUGGUUAGAUUGUGGGAUGUGCCACUUGAGCCCAAGGACGGAGCUUCAAAAGAGCAAAACAGUCGCGGAGCAGUAGACAUGAUCUUGGGCCCGCCCACUAAGACCGAUGCACCCCGCAAGAUCGUAGACGAAUGGCAAGGCAAAAAGGUUGUCAUCGCUGCCGGAGACAAAGUGAUCGCCGCACCAGCAACCAGCGAGAAUCCACAAGCCUCAGAUCCAGACGCCAUUGAGCUCGUAGAGACAGGCACAUCCUACGUCCCCUACUUCCCGCGCACCAUCCGUCUUCCCGCUGACACAGCGGGACCCGAGAACAUCGCCAGCGAUGCAGAAUACCAACUGCUCGGCCUCGGUAUCCGAAAGGUCUCGUUCUUGAGAGUGCAGGUCUACGUGGUUGGACUCUACGUAAAGACAGCAGACAUGUCCAAACUCCAAAAUCAUCUCAUCAACACUGUCAACCCCACCGCCUCUGCCCUCAUUCCUGGUGAAAAAGACGAACUCCGCUCCGCCCUCCUUGACCCCGAAAAGAGUACGCAGAUCUGGGAAUCUGUCCUGGAUAAAAAAGGUGCAGACGCAAUCGACAUGGCAUUCCGCGUCGUACCCUGCCGUGGCACAGACUUCAAGCACCUACAGGACGGAUGGAUGCGCGGUAUUGCCUCGCGUACCGACGAAGUCAGGCGGAAACAAGCCGAACUCUUGCGUCAACAGGCUACAGAAAAUAAAGCCAUUGCCCUACCUAAGCCCGUCGAGGAGAGCGAAUUCUCCGACGAAUCCUUUGGCCUCGCCAUGAAGGACUUCAAAAAUCUCUUCCAUGGCAAGGGCAAGGCGCCCAAGGGUAGCGUCAUCAUUCUCACACGGAGUAAGAGUGGUGCGCUGGGUGCGUUGUAUCAGCCCCUUGUCAAGGGCGAGCAAGCGGAGAAGAUGGGCAAGUCCGCUUGGCUGGGCGAGGUGAAGGAUGAGAGGGUCAGCAGGCUGGUCUGGUUGUUGUAUCUUGCGGGUGGAACUGUGAGCUCGGAGGAUGCGAGGAAGAGUAUUGUCAAUGGCUGCAUUGGGAUUACUGAGCGCCCCGUUGGUACGGUGGAGACCAUGGUGCAGUAA